AUGGCUCGGCUCGCAUUGUCCCAAGAGGAUAAGCAGGUCCGCGAUUGGUUUAAAAAGACGACAGAGGCACUUGGCUGCAAGGUGACUGUCGAUGCCAUGGGAAAUAUGUUUGCCGUUCGCCCGGGUCGCAGAGGGGAUGUCCCGCCGACGUUUGUCGGAAGCCAUUUAGAUACCCAGCCCACCGGAGGCAGAUAUGACGGGAUCCUAGGCGUCUGUGCAGGUAUUGAGAUGCUGAAGGUUCUUGAAGAGAAAGGGAUUGAAACUGAAGGUGGCGUCGGAGUUGUCAACUGGACCAACGAGGAGGGAGCCCGGUUUCCAAAAAGCAUGGUCUCCUCGGGGGUUUGGGCAGAGUGCAUCCCUCUAGCCACUGCCCACAGCCUCCUCGAAGUUCCUACCGUAGCUUCCCUUCCCUCUGCUGCAUCCUCUCCUGAUUCCAUGAAAUCUGCUCUGGAGAAGAUCAAUUAUUUAGGCACCGUUCCAUGUUCUUACACUGCCAUGCCGAUGGCUGCCCAUUUUGAGUUACACAUUGAACAGGGACCCCAUUUGAUCAACGCCGGCCAACGAGUUGGUGUAGUGACAGCGGUGCAGGCAUCCCGGUGGUACCGUAUCAAUGUCACAGGUCGGGAUUGCCACACCGGAUCAACCUCUUUUGAACACCGCGCGGAUGCCUUGUACGCCUCGGCGAAAAUGAUGAUUCGUGCUCGAGAAAUCGCGCAGAAGCUAGGGUGCCUUGCGAGUGUUGGCAUAGUCGACGUCAAGCCUGGUAGUGUGAAUACCGUCCCCGGAUUUGUCAGUUUCAGUCUUGAUAUCCGUGGGCCAGAGUCCGAAAACGUAAACGUACUGGACAAGGAACUGCGAAAGGAAUUUGAGCUCAUUGCUGCGGAGGAGGGCAAAAACAUUGGGAAGCCCUGCCGUGUUGAAUGGCAGCUGGACGUCGACAGCCCGGCUAUUACGUUCCAUCCCGACUGCAUCGAGUGUGUGACUGAAGCAACCAUGGCGGUUGUUUCGGAUUCACCGAAUCCGGAGUCAAUGUACCGCACCAUUCGUAGCGGAGCGGGACAUGACAGCGUUUACACGUCCAAACGGGUGCCAACUAGCAUGGUGUUUGUGCCUUGUAAAGAUGGAGUAAGUCACCACCCAGAGGAGUUUUCCACACCCGAAGAGUGCGUGGAUGGUGCCUCUGUCAUUUUGCAAGCAGUUGUGAGAUAUGAUCGGAAGAGAUUCAGUAAAUGA
Messenger RNA from Uncinocarpus reesii 1704, 1233 nucleotides. RefSeq lists its product as uncharacterized. Gene Ontology annotation, molecular function: hydrolase activity, acting on carbon-nitrogen (but not peptide) bonds, in linear amidines. The transcript has 2 exons. NCBI's taxonomy places the organism in Eukaryota, Fungi, Ascomycota, Eurotiomycetes, Onygenales, Onygenaceae. The coding region runs from base 1 to 1233 and encodes 410 amino acids. The record is from RefSeq and is a predicted model, not a curated record.